AUGACUGGGAAGCACAGCCGGUUGGAGGAGCUCGACCUUUCCGGCAACAAACUAUAUGGACAUGUUCCUCCUGAAUUGGGUACCUGCACCAGUCUUCAGCACCUCAAUCUCUCAAAUAACUUUUUCACUGGUUUUAUUCCGUCGACUCUAGUCAAUUGCAGCCUGCUUACUUUCCUUGAUCUGAGUUCAAAUCUGGUUUCAUUCUUCCGGAGCUGGGGAAGUUGUCAAAUCUUUGAAUGGUUUUAUCCCUUCAACCAUAAGGAAUUGCAAGCCCCGCAAGAGUUUGGUAUUUAUAAAAACAACUUUCGAAGUCCCACUCCGAGGGAGUUUAGCCUUCUCCGGCGCCUCCAAUUUCUGUGGGUGUACGAGAAUCUUCUUUUAGGGGAUUUUCCUGCCGAAUUCGGCAACAUGUCAAUGCUGCAAGAGAUAGACGUAUCUGUCAACAAUCUCAUUGGAAGAUUUCCAGAGGAAAUCGGUACAUUGAAAAGCUUGACCUUUAUAGACGCUGCCCAUAAUAAUUUUUCGGGCACGGUUCCUGCAUCCUUGGGAAAUCUUUCAAGUUUACAAACUUGA
This is a messenger RNA of Cryptomeria japonica (Japanese cedar), 573 nucleotides long. RefSeq names its product LRR receptor-like serine/threonine-protein kinase GSO2. Lineage: Eukaryota; Viridiplantae; Streptophyta; Pinopsida; Cupressales; Cupressaceae. The transcript is spliced from 2 exons. Gene Ontology annotation, molecular function: protein binding. The coding region runs from base 1 to 573 and encodes 190 amino acids. The record is from RefSeq and is a predicted model, not a curated record.